This is a messenger RNA of Nezara viridula (southern green stink bug), 210 nucleotides long. The record is from the annotation of a GenBank genome assembly. NCBI's taxonomy places the organism in Eukaryota, Metazoa, Arthropoda, Insecta, Hemiptera, Pentatomidae.
AUGCAUGCCCUCAAAUUACUCGAAAGAUUCAAUGUGUAUGAGGCUAAACCUGCUCCAACACCUGUUGAACCUGGCAUGGAUUUCACUCAAGAUAACCAAAAGGCUGAAGACGAAGAGCAGUUGAAUAAAAUUCCCUAUCAAGAGGCGAUUCUUUCAGUAUGUACCAAACAAGUUCUAGAUGAACUCAGAGGAAGUUGGAGGCCCAGAUAG